This is a messenger RNA of Drosophila navojoa, 2039 nucleotides long. Its product is annotated as ATP-binding cassette sub-family G member 5. Gene Ontology annotation, biological process: transmembrane transport. Lineage: Eukaryota; Metazoa; Arthropoda; Insecta; Diptera; Drosophilidae. Gene Ontology annotation, molecular function: ATP binding; ATP hydrolysis activity; ATPase-coupled transmembrane transporter activity. Gene Ontology annotation, cellular component: plasma membrane; ATP-binding cassette (ABC) transporter complex. The record is from RefSeq and is a predicted model, not a curated record.
CACGACUCUCAUUCCAGUGCGCUUGUGCACUGUUUACUUCCAGCCAGUGUUUGUUCUUUGAGCCGCUCUUAACGGCGUACAGAGUGUGAGGCAUAGAGCAGAAGAAUAACAAACAAAGCUGUUUGCUGCUCUGGAGAGUUGUUAUUGUGUUGGCUAUGAAAAUGAUCGGCAGCGACUACGUACUGGAAGCGCAUAACAUAUUCCACACCACCGAGGUGGACGGUGGUGGCUGUUUCAAUGGUGCCGGCAACUCAGCUCUGGUGCUCAAAGGCGUCAACCUGACCGUGCACAGCGGAGAGGUGAUGGCCAUACUGGGCUCAAAGGGCAGCGGCAAACGAGCUCUGCUGGAUGUUAUUGCAAGGCGUGCGGAUGGCGCCACUCGUGGCCAGGUGCUGCUCAAUGGCUCGCCGCUGAGCAAAGCGCUCUUCCAGCAACGUUGCGGCUAUGUGACACAAUCCUGCACCUUUGUGCCAGGCUUAACAGUGGCUCAAACAUUGCACUACACGCCCACCAUUCUCCGUGGGUAUCUAAAGAGUUCCAAGGUGCGUCAAGUGCUGGCGGAUUUAGCGCUCUCGCAGGUGGCGCACAAGCGCGUGGAGUAUCUGAAUAUAAGCGAGGCCAGACGCCUGGCCAUUGGCAUACAGUUGGUCCGAGAUCCAGUCAUGCUGCUGCUGGAUGAGCCCACUCAAGGUCUGGAUCCUCUCAGUGCCUAUCUGCUCAUCUCCAUACUCUCAAACACGGCCAAGAAGACAGGCUGCGGCAUUUUGUUGUCACUGGAGAAGCCACGCUCUGAUGUCUUCCCCUUUUUGGAUCGUGCGCUGUUCCUAUGCCUGGGCGGCGUUGUCUACUCGGGCGGCACUCGUGCCAUGCUGGAGUACUUCCAUGCCAUUGGCUUUCCCUGUCCGCAGCUGGAGAAUCCUCUCAUGUAUUAUCUGUGUCUCUCCACUGUCGAUCGCCGCAGUCGCGAUCGUUUUCUCGAGUCCAGCCAGCAGAUUGAGGCACUGGUGGAGCGCUUCUCCAGAGAGACGCCCAUUUCCGAUGCGCCGCUGAACAACAUGGGCUCGGGCAAGGUGCCUCUAGCCUAUGGCAAGCCCGGCGAGCUCAAAGUUUGGAUCAUGCUGUAUUUAAAACUUUUGGCUUCCACAUUCUCUUGCGGCGUGGUGGGCAUGAAGACGCUCUUCCUUCGCCUGCUCCUGUUGCCCAUAUCAAUGGCUAUUUUGUGGGCUUUCUAUACGAAUCUUAGCGACGAUGCCAGUGGCUUCUUUACAAGAAACAGCAUGAUAUUGAAUAUACUUGGUCUAUCCUAUGGCUGUGGCAUUUUGACCACCAUAACCUUGUUUCCCAUUUGGCGCAAAAAGCUCUCCCAGGAUACUCCAGAAGGUCUUUACACGGGCACUACGCUACUGCUAUCCUACAACUCCGUUUCCAUACCUUUCUCAGCGGUGUCUUCAGUUUUGGCUAGCUGUGUUAUCUAUCCCCUUCUCUUGGAUUCAAAGUUCAAUAAUGGCACCGUGUUCGCCUAUCUCUUUGUGGCCCUUUGGUCCAGCUACGUGCUGGCCGAGCAAAUGACCAUAUCAUUCUUGCUGGUGGUCAAGGUGCCCUUCAAUGCAGCCAUAGCAGUGACCUACGUGCUGGUCAUCAGCAUUGCCCUGGCCAGCGGCACAGUGCGCUCGUUUAAGGGCUUGCAGCCCUGGCUGCAGGACAAUACCAAGGGCACGCAUACGCGUUACGCCUCUUCGCUGCUGCACAGCAUCGCCUUUCAGACACGCAAGCUCAACUGCACACCCACCGCCUCUGUUAUAUGUCCGAAGCCCACAGACUUUAUGCACGAGCGCUUGGGCCUACCAGAUCCAGAUGAAACAAUUGAUGUCGCUGCGUCUUGUGCUUUCGCAGUGGGCUUGGCGGCUUUCAAUAUGCUGCUCUAUUUGUUCCCUAUGCCGCGUUGCGUGCGUCAAAAAUUUAAAGACUAAGCAUAUAAAUUUAAAUUUGCGCAGCACUCACCUAAUUUAUAUGAUUUUUAAGAUUUAAUUAAUAAAAAC